AUGGGAAUGGAAAGGAGUAUAGAAGAAGAUUUUCAGAGCUGCGGGAAGCGUCUAAAAUGUGCCGAGAGUGAAGACAACAUGGAGCUUUAUGGGGAGAAUGAGCUUGAACUACCGGCUGACCAAUUCUUCUAUCCAGUCCCGAUGCCGACAUCGAUCGUCGUCUCCGAUGCCUUGGAACCUGAUUUUCCGGUCAUCUAUGUCAACACUGUAUUCGAACUCUCCACCGGAUUUCGCGCUGACGAAGUCCUCGGCCGUAACUGUCGGUUCUUGCAAUAUAGAGACCCUCGCGCACAGAGACGGCACCCUUUGGUGGAUCCUGUUGUUGUUUCUGAGAUCAGAAGAUGUCUUGAGGAAGGUAUUGAAUUUCAAGGAGAGCUCCUUAACUUCAGCAAAGAUGGUACCGCCUUGAUGAACAGGCUAAGACUUAAGCCAAUUCAUAGCGAUGAUGGUAUAGUCACGCAUGUUAUUGGAAUCCAAGUGUUUGCUGAAGCAAAACUAGACCUGAAUAAUGUAUCAUAUCCGGUUUUCAAAGAAACUUGUAAACAGCAGUGUAAUGAGUCGGAUGAAACCUUUCAAAAGAGUGGACAUUUACUACAGAGUCAACAUCAGGAAAUAUGUGGAAUUCUGCAGCUUUCUGAUGAAGUACUGGCCCAUAAUAUUUUAUCACGCUUGACUCCACGGGAUGUUGCAUCAAUUGGGUCUGUCUGCACAAGGAUUCGUCUACUAACAAAGAAUGAGCAUGUGAGGAAAAUGGUAUGUCAAAAUGCAUGGGGAAGAGAUGUAACAGGUGCUCUGGAACUGAUGACUAAAAAGUUAGGAUGGGGACGCUUGGCUAGGGAACUAACUACUCUCGAAGCCGUUUGUUGGAAGAAGCUGACAGUUGGAGGUGCAGUAGAGCCUUCCCGUUGCAACUUUAGUGCUUGUGCUGCCGGGAACCGACUGGUCUUGUUUGGAGGAGAAGGAGUCAAUAUGCAGCCAAUGGAUGACACAUUUGUUCUCAAUCUUGACGCUGCAAACCCGGAGUGGCGUCGGGUGAGUGUUAAAUCUUCUCCUCCAGGGCGAUGGGGCCAUACCUUGUCAUGCUUGAAUGGUUCUUGGUUAGUCGUCUUUGGUGGCUGUGGGAGGCAAGGCUUGCUCAAUGACGUGUUUAUUCUUGAUUUGGAUGCUAAGCAGCCAACAUGGAUAGAAGUCUUUGGUGGGACCCCCCCACUUCCGCGAUCUUGGCAUAGUUCUUGCACAAUAGAGGGCUCUAAGUUAGUUGUCUCAGGUGGAUGCACUGAUGCUGGUGUGCUACUUAGUGACACAUACUUGUUGGAUCUCAACACAGACAAACCUACAUGGAGAGAGAUUCCAACUUCAUGGGCUCCUCCAUCCAGGUUAGGACACUCAUUAUCUGUUUAUGGACGAACCAAAAUUCUAAUGUUUGGUGGCCUUGCAAAAAGUGGGCACUUGCAGUUGCGGUCAGGUGAAGCAUAUACCAUUGAUUUGGAGGAUGAAAAGCCAAAUUGGAGGCAGCUUGAAUGUGGUGCAUUAACUGGUGUUGGAAGUCAGAAUGCUGUGAUUCCACCUCCUAGACUUGAUCAUGUUGCUGUAACAAUGCCUUGUGGGAGGAUCAUCAUCUUUGGUGGCUCAAUAGCUGGACUGCAUUCUCCUUCACAGCUGUUUCUGUUGGAUCCUGCUGAAGAGAAACCAUCCUGGAGGACAAUCACUGUCCCAGGGCAACCACCUAAAUUUGCUUGGGGUCAUAGCACAUGCAUUGUUGGAGGAACCAGGGUUUUGGUCCUAGGUGGACAUACUGGGGAAGAAUGGAUUCUCAAUGAAUUGCAUGAGUUGCGGUUAGCAAGUAGACAGGAUUCAGAUCCAUGA
Fraxinus pennsylvanica is the source of this 1866-nucleotide messenger RNA. Lineage: Eukaryota; Viridiplantae; Streptophyta; Magnoliopsida; Lamiales; Oleaceae. The record is from the annotation of a GenBank genome assembly.